AUGGCCCAAAACUCAUCCGACCGUCUCUCCAAGAUACCGAAGCUUAAAGUACCAACAAGUACUCCCACCGAUCCUUCUCAGCGUAGCCAUUCUCGUUCUAGAAACCUCCCGCAGCCUAUUUCCGCUAAAGGUAGCAAACAACACCGUCACCAUCCACACCAAGGAUUCAUUCACCCACCUCACGAUUCUACCUUAUUUUCCCCUACAAACAUGAGUUCUAGUCCAUCGAACCUAACGCAAAGUGAAGCUCCGGGUGUAAUUCCACCAUUCAUAUCACCCACGAUCCCUCAACCUCACAGCCAACCAUUUUCAGAUCAGGAUACACCGAGUGGAACAGAAGAUGGGACGGGAUUAGGUGUACCACCCAAUCUUGCAAGUGAUCUAGAAGUAGCAUUAAUGGAAGAAGUAGAGAAGAAUCCGGGAUUAGCGGAUGGAAUUCGAAUUGAGGAUUUAGCUGAGAGGGGCGAAGGAGGAAGUAAUUUAACACCGGGAGAACUGGGUAUUGAUAUCGAUGUAGAUGUAGAUAUUGAUCAAGUUUACGAGGACGAGAUAACAUGGGAGAGUGAUGAGGAAGAAGAAGAAGAACACUCAGUUGAAGAAAAAGACGAAGAAUACAUCGAAUCAUCUGAUUCCCCUGCAUCAUCCGAUUCGGGAUACGAUGAUACGCCCGCGCUGCAAAAUCCUGAUAUGAAUAUGGAUACGGAGCUGGAAUAUGAUGAGGGUUAUGUGGAGGGGGGAGAGGAUUCUAAUGGUGUUGGGUCUGUGGACGAAAUUGACUGGAAUGAUUUGUCGAAUGAUACUGAUGUCGAUCCGUAUGCGGGGAAUUUGAAAUCGGUAAAUAUUCCGGCGGGAAGUGAUACGCAAAUGGGUUUUGGGGGUGUGGAUAGGGAGGGUGAUGAUGGCGAUGCGGAGGGGGAUGGGGUGGACGCUUUGGAGCCUGAGGUGGAUGAGGCGGUGGAUGCGUAUGAGGGGGUUGAUGGGGCGCGGAAACGCAAAGAGGAUGAUGUUUGGUGGUGA
Messenger RNA from Sclerotinia sclerotiorum 1980 UF-70, 1017 nucleotides. RefSeq lists its product with no specific name. The coding region runs from base 1 to 1017 and encodes 338 amino acids. NCBI's taxonomy places the organism in Eukaryota, Fungi, Ascomycota, Leotiomycetes, Helotiales, Sclerotiniaceae. The transcript has a single exon. The record is from RefSeq and is a predicted model, not a curated record.